ACUUAUUUAUUCCUACAAGAAGCUUUUGAUUAGUCAUAAUCUUCACACCAUCACUGCCAUGGCCAAAUCGACUCUGUCACUCCCCAUUCUCCUCCUUUUCCUUCUGCUUUUGCUCCUCAAUUCAGAAGGGUCUCUGAAGCUUGCAAAUGCACAGCAGGCAGACACCUGGUGCAUUGCCAAGCCUUCCUCGAGCGAUGCAGAACUCACUGCAAACAUCAUCUUCUCCUGCGACCAAGUGCUAGAUUGCAGGCUGAUACAAGAAGGUGGCCAAUGCUUUUUACCCAAUACCCUUGUUCACCAUGCCUCGGUCGUCAUGAAUCUUUACUACAAAAUGAUGGGUAAAAAUUACUGGAACUGCGACUUCAGGAACUCUGGCCUCCUCUCCCUGACCGAUCCAAGUCAUGAUAGCUGCACCUAUGUUUAGUAGCCAGUACUACUUUAUGCAGAAUGUGGUUUCAGAGGCCAGCUUUCAAGAUUUAUAGGGCUACAAUACAAUAAGCUGUGGAGGAGCUCCUAUAAUUUAUAUAUAUAAUACCCUUUCCCUAAUGUUUUUCCUCUAGAAGUCUAUUAUUAUGGAAAACAUAUAUACAAGGUUCUUUU
This is a messenger RNA of Juglans regia (Persian walnut), 600 nucleotides long. Its product is annotated as glucan endo-1,3-beta-D-glucosidase-like. The transcript has 4 exons. The record is from RefSeq and is a predicted model, not a curated record. Bases 59 to 424 code for a protein of 121 amino acids. Lineage: Eukaryota; Viridiplantae; Streptophyta; Magnoliopsida; Fagales; Juglandaceae.